AUGAAGACCACUAACAGACCCGAUGAAUGGAAGAUUGAGCAGGGCCUGGCUGGGGCUGAGCUUCCUGUCCUUGACAUGACGGGACCCCAGACCAACGCCCUUCCUCCUCAGAUCUUUGGUGACCUGACGAAAGAUGAGGCCGCCAUCAAGAGUGUCGGUGACCCUAACAAGCUCUUUAAUGAAGAGCGUGAAGGGUGGACUGGCUUCGUCGAGUGGGAGAACUAUCCCGAGAAAAAGGCUGCCGCCCACAAGAUCUUGACCUCGCAGACGUUCCCUCCCAAUCCCGAGUUCCAGCUUGGCCCGAUCCCAGCGACAAAUCCUGUGCUUCCUGGUACCCAUUGGAAGAUGUGGCAUAAGGCGGUCGGCGGCGCUCUUUCUCGCAUCCCCGACGACUCUUGGGACAUCGUCCUCAAGGAGAAGCACGCCGACAUGCUCCAUCUUCUCCAGUUUCCCUACAAUGGCGAACCUCCAAAACGCCUCGUGACCGACAAGGAGAUCACCCCGAACCCCCUACACUUCGUGCGAAAUCACGGCGGUAUCCCAAUUAUCGAUAAGGAACACUACAGCUUCCUCCUGGACGGUCUCGUCGCGAACCCCAAGUCUUUCACUCUCGACGACCUCAUGGACGAGACCAAGUUCCCGCGCAUGGAGAAGACUAUCACAAUGCAGUGUUCUGGAACCCGACGCAUUGAGCAGAUCCUGAAGUACCCCGGCCAGGGCGACGAGGUACCCCAAGCUCCUUGGGCAGAGGGCGCGAUCGGCACUGCCAAAUACGUCGGAAUCAGUCUCAAGAAGGUGAUCAAGGCUUGUGGUGGACUCAUUGAGGGAGCCAAGCACCUCGAAUUCUAUGGCGCGGACACCUACUUCAAAGACGAUAAGACCAUGAACUACCUCGUUAGUGUUCCUUGGUCCAAGGUCAAGGCCAAUGAGGUCAUGCUGGCCUGGGAGAUGAACGGCGAAGUCCUCCCGCGUAUCCAUGGAUAUCCCCUCCGCAUCGUCGUCUUCGGUUACAUCGGAGCUCGAAGCGUGAAGUGGCUUUACCGCAUCAAGGCCAUCAAGAACCCCACUCGCGCGCCGGUCCAGAGCCAGGAGUACCUCUACUUCCCCCAGCAGGUUGGCAAGCACAACUUCAAGCUCACGGAUGGCAUCCAGAUUCAAGAAAUGCCAGUCAGCUCGGCCAUCAUGUCGCCCUGGACCAAGCAGGUCGUCAUCCACAACGGCAAGAUCCGCUGCAAGGGAUGGGCCUACUCUGGUGGUGGACGCUGGCCGGAGCGCGUUGAGCUUUCGUCUGACGGAGGCUUUAACUGGUACACAGUCCCAGUUGAGAAUCUCUCAAAGAAGCGCAAGUGGACCUGGAGAACUUGGGAGAUGGAUCUGCCCUGCGAUGUUGAGGGCUGGAUUGAAAUUGUCUGUCGCUGCUGGGACAAUUCUCUCAACACCCAGCCGCCUGAUGUCCGCACUGCAUGGAACUGGGGCCUGCAUGUCACCAGCUCCUGCCAUAGAAUCUCGGUUUACAGUGUGAACAACACCCGACCGAAGACCAACGCCCGCCUUCAGGAGUUCGCAGACAAGGGUAUUCCAUUUGCCCCAAUCACUGUUCCGCUCGCUUUCCCAUCUCAGAGUUGGGAUGAUUAUGAAAAGUAUUGGAAGAGUCACGAUCCGAGAGACGCCGAGGAUGAGUAA
Molecule: messenger RNA, 1683 nt
Organism: Colletotrichum chrysophilum
Lineage: Eukaryota; Fungi; Ascomycota; Sordariomycetes; Glomerellales; Glomerellaceae
Exons: 2
Coding region: 1-1683 (560 amino acids)
Cellular component (GO): mitochondrion
Molecular function (GO): molybdenum ion binding; oxidoreductase activity
Source: RefSeq, a predicted model, not a curated record